AUGGCUCACAUGAAGUUUGCUGCACAGGCCGAUGAACGGCCGGACGACCAAGGCGGUGACACCUACACGACAGGAUUGAAGCCUGAGCUGCACUCGGAGUCCGCGCCGCCGCCGCCUCCUCGGGUCUACGAGAUGGAUGCCUCGCAGAACCUGUCGGAGAUGGCAGUGCAUGAAAAGCCCCAGCAACUAAGCGCUGAGCAGGCGAACAAAACCAGCGGAGAGCCUUCUCAAUGA
This is a messenger RNA of Diaporthe citri, 234 nucleotides long. RefSeq lists its product as uncharacterized. The record is from RefSeq and is a predicted model, not a curated record. NCBI's taxonomy places the organism in Eukaryota, Fungi, Ascomycota, Sordariomycetes, Diaporthales, Diaporthaceae. The transcript has 2 exons. Bases 1 to 234 code for a protein of 77 amino acids.